AUGAAUCCUUAUUUUAAUUUUUCGUGUGGAGGUAAAUGGGUACGUGACAUCUGUAUAUUUGGCUACAAAGAUCUACCCAUGUUGACUCACAGAGUAGAACUGUUCGCCAAUAAAUUCCAUUGGCAAUACCAGUCUAUUACUUUAGAUUGCAUGCAAGAAUGGUACAGAAACCAGGUCAAGAUGGAAGUGAAGAACCCAAACAAAAUGUGGAUAAAUGAAACAUAUUACAAGAAUAUUCCUUAUUUGAAAGAUACUAUUAAACUUUCAACGUGA
Molecule: messenger RNA, 273 nt
Organism: Lottia gigantea (owl limpet)
Lineage: Eukaryota; Metazoa; Mollusca; Gastropoda; Lottiidae
Exons: 1
Coding region: 1-273 (90 amino acids)
Molecular function (GO): acetylglucosaminyltransferase activity
Source: RefSeq, a predicted model, not a curated record